CAUGUACUGCCUGUACCUGGAGAGAUACAUCGAGAGCCUCCUCUUCCUCGUCACCUCUGCAGCUGGGAUCGCACGAGUUCUUUCAGAUCUCUUCGGCUUCUCCCUCGGCGGCUAUUCCGUCUCCAGCAUCGACAACGGCAUGGUAGUCAACAUCGUUGUCAUCUGCGUCAUCUCUGCCGCUGGCUUCAACAGCGAGCAGGGCCCUGCCAUCAUGUUCGCCGUCACCUGCGUCAACUUCCUCCUCGACGCCUGGUUUCCCCUAUGGUCGUCGAUCCCCGAGAUGAGCCUCUGUGCCGUUGCGCUCUGCCUCCCAGUCCUUGCUCUGAGGAGGCGCCUGUCCAAGAAGCCUGACGGGAGGAGCGGGCUGCAGGAGGAGGGGCUGCUGCAGGACCUCCACGUCAUCUGGUUCUUCCUCGCCGUUGCUUUCUCCGUCCUGGCGUACAUCGUGGCCUCCAACGUCAACAACGGAUCGUUCAUUCUCCUGCAUGCUGUAUGGAGGAUCCUCCUCUAUCUCUCAGCCUGGUCUUUCCUCGUCAGCUGCUCUGCAACGACAGCGGCAGACGAUGCUCCUGGGACCGAACGACUCUUGGGCAGUGAGUUCGUGUCCUAUGAAGGAGCUAAUGGGAUCUAACGGGGAAGGCUCGGUGCUGCCGACCGAAGCUCUGCACCAAGGGGAGGAGAGAAGAGGGAAGGCAACGGGCCCUGCACCUUCGACAGAGACAGGCUGUUGCUCUCUUUCUUGAACUGAAACGCUAG
This is a messenger RNA of Guillardia theta CCMP2712, 756 nucleotides long. RefSeq lists its product as hypothetical. The record is from RefSeq and is a predicted model, not a curated record. The annotation marks the transcript as partial. Lineage: Eukaryota; Cryptophyceae; Pyrenomonadales; Geminigeraceae. The transcript has 2 exons.